Polyodon spathula (Mississippi paddlefish) is the source of this 1282-nucleotide messenger RNA. Its product is annotated as ADP-ribosylation factor-like protein 13B. The transcript is spliced from 11 exons. The coding region runs from base 1 to 1236 and encodes 411 amino acids. The record is from RefSeq and is a predicted model, not a curated record. Gene Ontology annotation, cellular component: non-motile cilium; ciliary membrane. Gene Ontology annotation, biological process: receptor localization to non-motile cilium; non-motile cilium assembly. NCBI's taxonomy places the organism in Eukaryota, Metazoa, Chordata, Actinopteri, Acipenseriformes, Polyodontidae. Gene Ontology annotation, molecular function: GTP binding; GTPase activity.
AUGACAGCCGAUAUUCGACUAUACAGAUUAAAGAGGAGAUGUUGGCCCUUUUGCUGGCAUCCUCCCACCAUGUUCAACCUGAUGAGCAACUGCUGCAGCUGGAUCUCCAAGCUGCAGGAACCAGUCAGGAAAGUCACUCUGCUCGUGGUGGGUCUUGACAAUGCAGGCAAAACAUCCACAGUGAAUGGGAUCCUGAAAGAACCCCCAGGGGACAAUGCACCCACUGUGGGCAUGGCCAGGACUGAGCUGAAGGUGGACCAGUUCGAGGUGGUGCUGGUGGAGCUAGGAGAGGGGGUGCAGGCGUGGGGGCUCUGGAAGCAGCACUGCGGAGAGGCUCAUGGGAUUGUCUUUGUGGUGGAUUCGAGCGACAGCCAGAGGAUCAGAGAGGCUAGGGAUCUGCUGACAGACAUGCUGAGGCACCCAAAGGUGUCAAGGAAGCCCCUACUGGUGCCUGCUAACAAGCAGGACAAAGCCAGCGCCAUGCUGGAGAGCGAGUUCAUUGAAGUGCUGUCCCUGGAGAGGCUGGUGAACGAGAGUCAGACGCUCUGCCACAUUGAACCGUGCUCUGCCAUUGCGGAUGUGUGGUGCUGGUCGGACAGGAAUAGGCUGAAGGGACUGCGCUGGCUGCUGCGUGCGGUCACCCUGGACUACAGCGAGCUGUGUGCGCGCGUGACGAGAGACACUGCCCAGCCGGUGGGCUGGGAGGAGGAAGAGCGCAGCAGGAAGAGCCAGCGAGGGCGCAGCAAGCCCAAGGAUGACGGAGUUCAAGACAGCCAAACUGAACUUCCCAUGGCAGACAAUUCCCAGCAGUGGGGGUACAAGCCCUUGCCCAGUGGAAAACUGCAGCCCAUUCGCACCAUCAUUAAAAAGAAGGUGCAGAUAGAGGACGCGGAGGAGAAUGAGAACGAUCUGCAAGAACACCCGGAUCAGAGCUGGCGGAAAGAAACGAAAGCCAGCGGGGCUACCGACUCUGUGUUGCAUAGCAACAGGGGGGGUGAAGUGCUCAGAAAGAGCCCAAAAAACAGCGAAGACUUUCACGAGCAAUCACACCGACUGAAAAAACUACAAAAGAAGAAGAGAAGGACAACAAAAAAUAAAAAUAAAAUAAAUACUGAGGAGACCCCAACACACCCACAGCCUGUGGACCUUUCUGCGACAUUUGAUCUCUACCGAAAAGCUAUAUUGUCCCUCAAAGCCAGACAAGAACAGAAUCAACGAGAAGGGAACAUCACUUAAAACUUAUCUCAGCAGCCUUGCCCUGCUGCUGUCCCUGCUUCCAGCC